AUGGAGAUAUUCGUCCGAGGACGAGAACAGCCGCCAGGAAGUGUGGAAGAAUUUCCUGCGGAAUGUGGCGAAGAAAUCCGAGCUGUCCGAGUUUACAGACGAGGACUUUGUCGCGGUGUCACGGCACAAGCUCAACGGUCGUCAGAUCAAGAAUAUCGUCUCAUGUGCUGUUUCUCUUGCUCGGGAGCAGAAGAAGCAAAUUACCGUGCAGGAUAUUGA
Aspergillus calidoustus is the source of this 219-nucleotide messenger RNA. Lineage: Eukaryota; Fungi; Ascomycota; Eurotiomycetes; Eurotiales; Aspergillaceae. The record is from the annotation of a GenBank genome assembly.